Messenger RNA from Toxotes jaculatrix (banded archerfish), 1875 nucleotides. It is a transcript of the gene e2f6, whose product is annotated as E2F transcription factor 6. Lineage: Eukaryota; Metazoa; Chordata; Actinopteri; Toxotidae. The transcript is spliced from 9 exons. The record is from RefSeq and is a predicted model, not a curated record. Gene Ontology annotation, cellular component: RNA polymerase II transcription regulator complex. The coding region runs from base 163 to 1347 and encodes 394 amino acids. Gene Ontology annotation, biological process: regulation of transcription by RNA polymerase II. Gene Ontology annotation, molecular function: protein dimerization activity; RNA polymerase II cis-regulatory region sequence-specific DNA binding; DNA-binding transcription factor activity, RNA polymerase II-specific.
CAUCUGUUUCCGGUCUGAAAAGGUCCCGUUAAACACGACGUAAAGCAGCCGUAUGCUGGUGGCGUUUGUUUGCUGUGCUUCUGGAUCUUCGCGGCUACAGACGGGGCUCGGAUGUACGGUUAGUCCGGGUCUCUCCGGACUGGAUCGGCAGAAACGGUUAGCAUGGUGAAGUGUGUCGUCUCGGGGUGUCCGAACCGCAUGGUGAACGCUAACCGGGGGGUCCUACACCGACCACCGAAGCGGUUCUUCAGCUUCCCGAAUGAUCCCGCCCGGGUCAAGGUGUGGCUGGCAGCGCUGAGGGAGACAGACAAGCAGGACUCCACCGACCAGCAUCUCAUCUGUGAGGACCACUUCCUGCCGGAGGACAUCUCCACCAGUGGGGUGAACAGUGAUGCCAUUCCCAUCAUGCCCCCUUACCUGGAUGGGCCACUGGGUAUGAUCAGCCCCUGGGGAGCCGAGUCCUCUGAGGAGGAGGAGGAGCAGCAGCAGCGGGUCUCCAGAGGCUGUGACGAUGAUGAAGAUGAUGGUCCUGCUGCACCACAACCUCCUGCACCAGCUCCGCCACAGCAGGGUCCAGGUGGAGGUUUGGAGAAUCCUGCAGAGACUGAGAAGAGCAGUGGUGGUGCUGGGACGUCUGAGGUGAGCAAACAGCCGAUACCGACCAAGAGAGUGUCCAGACACGACGUGUCUCUGGGGAUGCUGACUCGGGGUUUCCUGGAGCUGCUGCUAGCAGCUCCGGACGGCUCUCUGGACCUGAGGCAGGUCGCCACAAGCCUGCAGACCCGCAAGCGGCGAGUCUACGACAUCACCAACGUCCUGGACGGCAUCAGCCUCAUCCAGAAGGAAUCGGCCAACAGGAUCAAGUGGACGGGGAAGAGUCCGAUCUCCAACUUCCUGUGGAAGGACCAGCAGAGGUUUCAGAGAGAGCUGGAGAACCUGAAGCUGGUGGAGGACACGUUGGACGGCCUCAUCAAAAGCUGUGCUCAGCAGCUCUUUGACAUGACGGACGACGUGGAAAACUCUGCGUUGGCGUACGUGACCCACGAGGACAUCAGGCGGCUCAGGGUUCUCCAGGAGCAGAAGGUGGUCGUGGUCAAAGCUCCGGAGGAAACCAAGCUGGAGAUUCCUGCUCCCAAAGAGGACAGCAUCCAGAUCCAUCUGAAAGCAGGGAGGGGUCCCAUCAUGGUGCUGACCUGUGAGGUGGGGUCAGGAGACGCUGUGACCUCUGACCCCGGAGAGACCGGAGGUGGCGUGUUCUUAACGCUGGAGGAGGGCGGGAUCAGGACGACCUCGCUGCACACAGGCGAACAGUCUUGUGGCUCACAGAGCACCGUGCAGAGCGCGUAGCCACAGACCGACCACCAGGCGGCGCCAGCUGCCCUCAGGGUUCAGACACAGGAAGCCAGAUCAGAUCCUCUGCAGGUACCAACAGGUCGCACCGUGUGUGAUGAAACACACAGCAGAUCCUGCACAUGUGACCGGAGCAUCAUGGAGCAUCAGUGUAAACGUGUCACGGGCAGAACGGAGAGUUUUUGGCGUUGGAAUGUAAAAACACUGUGUUUAUGAAUCUGUUGCCAGUUUUUAAUUUGAGCGCGUUGGUCAGACUGAAGCGUCGCUCUGAGCCGAGGGCGGCGGCGUUCGACCGCAGCGUUUUCAGCCUCUGUAUGAAACGAUGACACACAGCGGUGCCUCUGCUGCGUGUCUGCACGCUUUGUAUUAUACUGUACAUUAUCACCGUGUCCCGACUGUAAAGUGUUUUACUGUUUGUCUGGUUUUGACUUUUCCUUUGUUUUGGAUAAAAAACGUUUUUCUCUGUGGAGAAACUUCAAAGAUGCUUUAAUUAAUAAAAUAUUAUCAUGUAUAAGACUGUUGUCC